This is a messenger RNA of Aspergillus ochraceoroseus IBT 24754, 1155 nucleotides long. RefSeq lists its product as uncharacterized. The transcript has a single exon. The record is from RefSeq and is a predicted model, not a curated record. NCBI's taxonomy places the organism in Eukaryota, Fungi, Ascomycota, Eurotiomycetes, Eurotiales, Aspergillaceae. Gene Ontology annotation, cellular component: mitochondrion. The coding region runs from base 478 to 1101 and encodes 207 amino acids.
ACGGCCAAUUACCUGGAUUUGGAGGUUAUCUGGCAGCUAUUCAAAAAACAAAAAACAAAACAAAAGACAGACCUCUCUUCACAUCGUAGGUCACGUCUCCUUUAUAGCUUCGAUAUACACUGCAGUUCUUGUUGUCCGGGAUCGCCCGCCGCAUGAGUGCAUCUCCGGACAGAAAUUCGAGGAGCCUCUCAAAGUGAAGACAAAAGAUAUAUCAAUAUAAUAGAUGAUCACGGCGAAUAAUAGGGAAAACAAGGGAAAAGAUAAAUGAACAUUUUCCAACGAUAUUCCCAAUCUUGCUGCAAACACAGCAAACACAGACUAUACAAGACGAUGAACUUCAGGUCUGCGGGUGAGAAAAGAGCAUCAGACAUCCUUAAAACUUCUCUUUUUUAUCGUUUCGUUUGACAUUGUAAAUAUAUAUAAACCCUUAUUCUGCAGAGAUUAGAGGGCCAUCUGCAGCAAGGGAACAAAAAACAAAUGUCUUCACAACAAAGAACACGAACAUUCCUCCGCCUGUUUCGCGUCCCAUUAUCAUCAUCACCAUCAUCAUGCCUCAAGUCCUCCCCCCGUCGGCACUUUACAACACCACCACCUCCCUCAUCGACUGCUAAGAACCCUCAAUCUCGUCUCCGUCAACUCAAUGAUCGCCUUCCGUCGUUCCUUCGCGCCUACACCACCCCCUUGCUCGGUGCGCCGGCCACUCACAUUACCUCCUUCCUCCUCCUGCAUGAAAUAACUGCAAUUGUCCCGCUCUUUGGACUCGUGGCGGCGUUUCACUACGGCAACUGGCUUCCAGAUUUAACCGCUAAGAGCGCAUUCAAAGAUGGGACUGAGCGGGUUGGACGGUGGUUGCGGAAGAAGGGCUGGGUGGAUGAGGUGGAGGCUGGGGAAGUUGUGACGGGCACGAACACAGACACGGACACAGAGAAGACAAAAGGAGUGCGUCUAGUACUAGAAUUUGCGACGGCCUAUGCAGUGACAAAGGCGCUUCUUCCGCUCCGGAUUGCGACGAGUGUAUGGGCGACCCCGUGGUUUGCCAGAGUCAUCCUCGCGCCAAUCGGCCGCGGAGCGAGGAGGCUAUUGAAGAAAUCGAACAAUUGAGGCCUUUUCUCCCGGACAGAGAAUUUCUACAAUCAAAUCUAGGAUGAACUGGAA